GGGGUCAUAUUUAGCAUUCACAGAACUCGAAGCCCCAAUGGCAAACCCUUGGCGGUGCUCCGUCUAUAUAUAGACCCCCCUAGGCUCCCAUUUUCCAUUGAUCAAACCCCUUCUUCAUCGAGAAGAAGAGAGAGGCGAAAUCCCAGAUCUAGAGCGAAGAGAGACUAAUUGACGAACAGAUAAUUAGACGAUAAAACAAAUCUAAGAUUCAAAAUUCUUUUGAGAACAGAACAACGAUCUAAUUUUUUGAAAACCCUAGAACUUUUAAUUCGAUCGGCAUGGCCGCCAUGGAUUCGCGGUUUCCGUUCUCUCCGGCGGAGGUAGCCAAGGCCCGAAUGGUCCAGUUCGGCAUACUCAGCCCAGACGAAAUCCGGCAAAUGUCAGUGGUGCAUAUCGAGCACAGCGAGACGACUGAGAGGGGAAAGCCUAAGCCUGCUGGUCUAAGCGACCCUCGGCUUGGGACUAUUGACCGGAAGAUGAAGUGUGAGACUUGUAUGGGCAGCAUGGCUGAGUGUCCUGGUCACUUUGGCCAUCUUGAGCUCGCCAAGCCAAUGUUUCACAUUGGGUUCAUGAAACCCGUGCUUAGUAUUCUUCGUUGUGUCUGCUUCAAUUGCUCCAAAAUCCUCGCAGACGAGGAUGAUCCCAAAUUCAAACAAGCAAUUAGAAGAAGAAAUCCUAAGGAGAGGCUAAGAAAGAUUCAGGAUGCAUGCAAAAACAAGAACAAAUGUGAAGGAGGGGAUGAAUUAAAUGUACAAAGCCAAGAUCCUGACCAGCCUGUCAAGAAGACUAGAGGUGGUUGUGGGGCUCAGCAGCCUAAGAUUAGCAUAGAUGGCAUGAAAAUGGUUGCAGAGUAUAAAGCUCAGAAGAAGAAGAAUGACGACCAAGAACUGCAGCCAGAGCCAGGGCGCAAACAACUCACUGCAGAAAUGGUCCUCAGCAUUCUGAAGCGUGUAAGUGAUGAAGAUUGUCAAUUGUUAGGGCUAGACCCCAAAUUUGCUCGCCCUGAUUGGAUGAUACUUCAAGUGCUUCCUGUACCCCCACCUCCUGUUAGACCCUCUGUAAUGAUGGAUACAUCAUCCAGGAGUGAGGAUGAUUUGACUCAUCAGCUAGCUAUGAUUAUCCGGCACAAUGAAAACUUGAAGAGACAUGAACGCAAUGGGGCACCUGCACAUAUCAUUUCUGAGUUUGCUCAGUUAUUGCAGUUCCAUAUUGCCACUUAUUUUGAUAAUGAACUUCCUGGGCAACCUAGGGCCACUCAAAGGUCAGGUAGACCUAUCAAAUCAAUAUGUAGUAGAUUAAAAGCAAAAGAAGGUCGGAUCAGGGGCAACUUGAUGGGUAAACGAGUGGAUUUUUCUGCUCGAACUGUGAUCACACCCGACCCAACCAUUAACAUAGACCAAUUGGGAGUCCCAUGGAGUAUUGCUCUGAAUCUCACUUAUCCAGAAACUGUGACACCAUACAAUAUUGAGAGGCUGAAGGAGCUUGUUGAGUAUGGUCCUCAUCCUCCACCUGGCAAAACCGGUGCCAAGUAUAUAAUCAGGGAUGAUGGACAAAGGCUUGAUCUCCGUUAUUUGAAGAAAAGCAGUGACCAACACCUUGAGCUUGGAUAUAAGGUGGAGCGGCACUUAAACGAUGGAGAUUUUGUCCUUUUCAACCGGCAACCUAGUCUGCACAAGAUGUCUAUAAUGGGGCAUAGGAUAAAAAUCAUGCCAUACUCAACUUUCCGGUUGAACUUGUCUGUUACCUCUCCCUAUAAUGCCGAUUUCGAUGGUGAUGAGAUGAACAUGCAUGUACCACAGUCAUUUGAAACUAGAGCUGAAGUACUUGAACUCAUGAUGGUUCCCAAGUGCAUUGUGUCACCCCAAGCAAAUAGACCUGUCAUGGGAAUUGUCCAGGAUACACUUCUAGGAUGUCGCAAAAUCACUAAAAGAGACACUUUUAUUGAGAAGGAUGUUUUUAUGAACAUAUUGAUGUGGUGGGGGGAUUUUGAUGGAAAGGUUCCUGCCCCGGCAGUUUUGAAACCCAGGCCUCUUUGGACAGGGAAACAAGUCUUUAAUCUUAUCAUACCAAAGACAAUUAACCUGCUGAGAUAUUCAUCAUGGCAUUCGGAUUCUGAAAAGGGGUAUAUUACUCCCGGGGAUACUCAAGUUAGAAUUGAAAAAGGGGAGUUGCUCACUGGAACUCUUUGUAAGAAGAGUCUUGGGACAUCCACUGGAAGUUUAAUACACGUUAUCUGGGAAGAGGUAGGACCUGAUGCAGCUCGUAAAUUUUUGGGGCAUACUCAGUGGCUUGUUAACUAUUGGCUAUUGCAAAAUGCUUUUAGUAUUGGAAUAGGGGAUACAAUUGCUGAUGCUCAAACCAUGAAAAAUAUCCGUACAACCAUCUCGGAAGCAAAGAACGAAGUGAAAAAACUCAUCAUCGCUGCCCGAGAUGAGCAGUUAGAGGCUGAACCCGGGCGAACAAUGAUGGAGUCAUUUGAGAAUAAAGUUAAUCAGGUUUUGAACAAGGCUAGGGAUGAUGCUGGAACUUUUGCUGAGAAGAGUUUGGCGGAGAGCAAUAAUCUCAAAGCUAUGGUUACUGCUGGAUCAAAGGGAAGUUUUAUCAACAUUUCACAAAUGACUGCCUGUGUGGGGCAGCAGAAUGUUGAAGGAAAGCGAAUACCCUUUGGCUUCAUAGCCAGGACAUUGCCCCAUUUUACCGUGGAUGACUUCGGUCCAGAAAGCCGUGGCUUUGUUGAGAACUCUUAUUUACAAGGAUUGACUCCACAGGAGUUCUUUUUCCAUGCUAUGGGUGGUAGAGAAGGACUGAUUGAUACUGCAGUGAAAACUUCAGAGACUGGUUACAUUCAGAGGCGGUUGGUUAAAGCCAUGGAAGAUAUCAUGGUCAAAUAUGAUGGGACUGCAAGGAACUCUUUAGGAGAUGUUAUCCAGUUUCUUUAUGGGGAAGAUGGUAUGGACUCGGUUUGGAUAGAAACACAAAAGCUGGAGUCCUUGAAAGUCAAGAAAUCAACUUUUGAUGACAUGUACAAAUACGAGAUUGAUGAUCCGAACUGGAAUCCGAAUUACAUGUCCCCAGAUGCGAUUGAUGAUUUGCGGUUAAUAAGAGAGAUUCGCAGUGUCUUUGAUGCAGAGGUUCAGAAGCUUGAGUCUGACAGACUCCAGCUUGGAACAGAGAUUGCGGUCAACGGUGAUAAUUCUUGGCCACUCCCUGUUAACAUUCAGAGACUGGUAUUGAAUGCUCAAAAGACUUUUAAGAUUGACUUUCGAAGACCAUCUGAUAUGCAUCCUAUGGAGAUUGUGGAAGCCGUUGACAAAUUACAAGAAAGAUUGAAGGUUGUUCAUGGUGAUGACUAUCUCAGCAUAGAGGCUCAAAAAAAUGCAACACUCUUCUUCAAUAUUUUGCUUCGUAGUGCCUUGGCCAGUAAAAGGGUCCUGAAGGAGUACAGGCUAACUAGAGAAGCUUUUGAUUGGGUUAUAGGAGAGAUUGAGUCUCGCUUCUUACAGUCACUUGUUGCGCCAGGGGAAAUGAUUGGCUGUGUUGCUGCACAGUCCAUAGGCGAACCCGCCACACAAAUGACUCUUAACACCUUCCAUUAUGCUGGUGUUAGUGCCAAGAAUGUCACACUUGGUGUCCCUAGGCUAAGGGAGAUCAUAAAUGUGGCUAAGAAAAUUAAAACCCCAUCUCUAUCUGUGUAUCUUAAGCCAGAAGUUGGUAAAACAAAGGAGAGAGCUAAAACGGUCCAGUGUGCUUUGGAGUACACGACCUUGAGGAGUGUAACUGAAGCAACAGAAAUUUGGUAUGAUCCCGACCCUAUGAGCACUCUCAUUGAAGAGGAUGCCGAGUUCGUUAAGUCGUAUUAUGAGAUGCCUGACGAAGAGAUUGAUCCUGGCAAGAUCUCUCCAUGGUUGCUUCGAAUUGAAUUGAAUCGUGAGAUGAUGGUAGACAAGAAACUCAGCAUGGCUGACAUUGCAGAAAAGAUCAACCUUGAAUUUGAUGACGACCUGACAUGCAUAUUCAAUGACGAUAAUGCUGAGAAGUUGAUACUUCGGAUCCGCAUAAUGAACGAAGAAGCUCCCAAGGGUGAAUUGGAUGAUGUAUCCGCCGAGGAUGACGUUUUCCUUAAGAAGAUUGAGACCAACAUGUUAACAGAGAUGGCUCUUCGUGGCAUCCCUGACAUAAACAAAGUGUUCAUCAAGAACACCAAAGUGCAAAAGUUUGACGUGGAUGAAGGGUUUAAAGCCGAAAAUGAAUGGAUGUUAGACACAGAGGGUGUGAAUCUCUUAGCAGUUAUGUGUCAUGAAGAUGUUGAUGCUAGAAGAACGACAAGCAAUCACUUGAUUGAAGUCUUUCAGAUUCUCGGGAUUGAGGCAGUCCGCAAGUCGUUACUUGAUGAAUUGCGUGCUGUGAUAUCUUUUGAUGGCUCUUAUGUAAAUUACAGACAUCUGGCCAUUUUGUGUGAUGCCAUGACCUAUCGCGGCCAUUUGAUGUCCAUCACUCGGCAUGGGAUCAAUCGAAAUGAUACGGGGCCCAUGAUGAAGUGUUCAUUUGAAGAGACCGUGGACAUUCUUCUUGAUGCGGCUGUGUACGCUGAGCCGGACUACUUGAGGGGUGUUACUGAAAAUAUUAUGUUGGGUCAGCUUGCACCGAUAGGUACGGGUGACUGUGCUUUGUUCCUGAAUGAGGAGAUGUUGAAACAAGCUAUUGAAAUCCCACUGCCUAGUUACAUGGAUGGCGGUCUUGAGUUUGGGAUGACUCCUCGACGCUCUCCGCUAAGUGGGACCCCCUACCAUUACCAUGAUGGUCUUAUGUCUCCUAUGAUGAGUCCAAAUUUCAGAAUGUCGCCCUCUACGGAUGCUGUGUUUUCUCCUUUGAUUGGUGGGAUGGCUUUUUCACCCUCUUCUUCCCCAUUUAGCCCACCAUCAUCUGGGUAUAGUCCGUCCUCACCUUCAAACCUUGCAUCUUCUCCCAUUUAUAGCCCCCUAAGCCCCAACUCCUCUUCUGGUUACAGUCCCACAAGUCCCAUAUAUUCUCCCACCAGUCCAGUAUACUCACCAACUUCUCCAAAUUACAGCCCUACAUCUCCAAAUUACAGCCCGACCUCGCCAAGUUACAGCCCUACCUCCCCCAGUUAUAGCCCUACCUCGCCGAGUUACAGUCCUACAUCACCUGCCUACAGUCCUACCUCUCCUGCGUACAGCCCAACCUCACCAUCGUAUAGCCCAACAUCGCCAUCGUAUAGUCCCACUUCUCCAUCUUAUAGUCCAACAUCACCAAGCUAUAGUCCUACAUCACCAGCAUACAGUCCUACCUCUCCUGGGUAUAGUCCCACAUCGCCAAGCUAUAGUCCCACCUCACAAAGUUACAAUCCUUCAGCAAGAUACAGCCCGUCACUUGCAUACUCGCCCACUAGUCCCAAGUUGUCUCCCAGUCCGUAUAGCCCUUCUUCCCCAAGUUACAGUCCUACAUCUCCCUCGUACUCACCAACAUCUCCUACUUACUCGCCUUCAAGCCCAACUUAUAGUCCAACCAGCCCAUACAACUCGGGCACUAGUCCGGACUACAGCCCUAGCUCUCCUCCGUACAGUCCAAGUGCAGGGUACUCCCCCAGUGCACCUGGGUAUUCGCCGUCUUCUACAAGCCAAUAUACACCUCAGAUGAGCGAUGGGGAUGACAAGAGCGUCAAAGAUGACAAGAGCAUUCGCUAGAGACCUGAGUCUGUUGGUACUCAGAAAUUGGCGUAAGGCUCACCCUUAUAACUCCCUCUGCUUGAUAAUCCAUGUGAAAAAUGGGACUUAUUUUCUAUAAAGAGUAAGUUCAAGAAAUGGUCCCCAAUUAUAGGUGUUUUUCCAUAUUUAGUCCUCAAUUAUAAGAUAUUACAUGAAUGAUCCUCAAUUUUUGAAAACUAUUUCAUAAAUAGUGUUUUUAGGCCAAAUUUGACAAAAAAAAAUCCACAUGUAGUGCCUGAAGGACUGUUUUUGAAUAUCUUAAAAUUGGGGACUACAUAUAGAAAAACAUAUGUAAUUAGGGACUGUUUAUGGAAUUAAUUCUUUUAUAAAAAUAGUAUGAUAAUUGCUUUUUGAGCCGGGUCUCUUGGAAACAUCUCUACUUUCAACCUACACGUGGAUUUUUCAAAUGUCCCAGUUUUGGAACUUCAUAAAAUUUUGAAAAAUUGGUGUUUUGAUUAUCCCGGUCUUGUCGAAGCAUCCGCCCUUAUCUUUGUUCAAUAGCUUUUGAGUUGGGGUAAGGCUUGCAUACUCAAACCCUCCCUAGAUCCACAGACCCUACGUUCGUGGGAGUUUACCGUGUAUGUCGUGGAUGGAAGUUGGGGCGUGAAACGUUAUUUAUGAGUAAAACAAUUACAGUGUGUAUUUACUAUGUUGGGGUGGUUGACAGGUGAAUGGGACAUUUCACUAGUAAAAAUUUCUCAAUCAAAAAAGGUAUGUUGAGAGAAUUCUGUGAGAGCCCAAAAAAGGUGAACUCCAAAAGAUUGUUCUUGGAAUGUGAUGAUGAUGGGAGUAAAAAUGACCAUUGCUCUUUGCUUUUACUAUGAUGAUUUGUUCACAGAGACUGUAUAUGGACAUUUUGGUCAAAUUUUUCUACUCCUUUCCACAAUGUAAAAAUACAUUUCAGCUUGACACUUUUGUAAAUGAACAAAUACUUGCUUUGUACUUGUUUGUUUUACUACCCAUUGUAACCUUUUAAAUGAAGCAAAGAUGUGUGGCCCACAAGUGGCAUGGGAGUAAGAAGUUAGAAACAUUUUUGAUUCCCCCCACCCCAUCUAUUUCUCUUUUGGGAUGUUCCAAAAAUUCCAUUUUCAUAGCAAUGAUGUAUUGUACACUUCUCUUUUGAGAAAAAGUAUAAAAGUAUGUGGCUCAUUACAUUCUUCUCUUUUGAACAAACUUUGGGUUCACAU
Cuscuta campestris is the source of this 6913-nucleotide messenger RNA. The record is from the annotation of a GenBank genome assembly. Lineage: Eukaryota; Viridiplantae; Streptophyta; Magnoliopsida; Solanales; Convolvulaceae.